Scomber scombrus (Atlantic mackerel) is the source of this 2128-nucleotide messenger RNA. RefSeq names its product deoxyribonuclease II, lysosomal (gene dnase2). NCBI's taxonomy places the organism in Eukaryota, Metazoa, Chordata, Actinopteri, Scombriformes, Scombridae. Bases 117 to 1256 code for a protein of 379 amino acids. Gene Ontology annotation, biological process: apoptotic DNA fragmentation. The transcript has 7 exons. The record is from RefSeq and is a predicted model, not a curated record. Gene Ontology annotation, molecular function: deoxyribonuclease II activity.
UAAAAACAAGGAUGCAGGAGGAUCUGAAACUUGAAGGAUUAUGAUUUUUCUCAUGUUUAAGAACCAGAUAAAAGUAUCGUGAGCGCUUAAAUGAGGAGAAACACUCUCAGACUAAGAUGCUUCUGUUUCUUUCCCUGCUGAUCUUCUGUGUGCCACUAAGGGGCGACACCUCACCAAUCAGUUGCUACAAUGACCGAGGAGAUGCUGUUGAUUGGUUUUAUAUCUACAAGCUGCCGAAAGACCAUCACAGUAAAUCUCCCCAAAAGGGUGAAAUGUAUUUACUGCUGGAGAAAGGCAGUGAAGGAUGGACUGAUGGUAAGGUGACAGUGAAUGACACCACAGGAGCUCUGGGCAGGACGGUCGGACAACUGUACUCGCAACGAAAGAACACGGAGGUAGCCUAUAUCCUUUACAAUGACCAGCCACCACAGAAGGACGUUGGUGACAGAUGGGAGGACAACAGUGGAAGCAGAGGGGGGCACACAAAAGGUGUCGUGAUACUGGAUAAAAAUCAAGGCUUCUGGUUGGUCCACAGCACUCCUCAGUUCCCCCCUGUGCAGCAAGCAGGAGAGUAUUAUUACCCCAGCAGCGGUGUGACCAACGGGCAAAACUUCAUCUGCGUCACGUACCCGCUCGACCGCUUCCGGACUAUUGGAGAGCAGCUGCAGAUCAAUCAGCCUAAUGUGUACGAUUGCGACGUCCCCGAGUCCUUGGCCUCCCUGGUGCCUGAGCUGGCUGCCGUUUGUAAGAAGAAAUAUCUGUCCGGUAACGUUUUCCCACAUAUCAAACUUGUGUCCAAUCGCAGCGUGACCCUGACCUCAAAGGAUGGCACCAACUUCAUCAGCUUUGCCAAAGGAGCCUCGUUUGAUAAUGACCUGUACCACUCCUGGGUAGCGCCCACCCUCCAGUCAAACCUCCUGGUCCAAUUCUGGGUUCGCUCCUCCGGCAUCCUCCCCUCUGACUGCUCGCUGGGCUGGAAGGUCCUGGACAUCAAGACCAUCUCCCCGGGGAAGACGUUCACCUUCAAGACCACUCAGGACCACUCCAAGUGGGCGGUCAGCACCAAGGCGGCUGUGUCGGGGGUAGGAGGGGGCUGGGUGUGUGUGGGAGAUAUUAACCGGAACAAGGCGGAGGAGAAGCGAGGCGGCGGCACGGUGUGUCUGCGGGAUCCAGUGGUGUGGAAGGCUUACCGGACGGCGGCCCUGGAGUGUGAGGCGUGCGGAGGAGAAACGGGCUCAUGUGAUGACGUGCUAUAGUUCAACUGGCAUUGAGGAAAAGCCGUAAUGUGUUGAUGAUGAUGAGAUAAUAUCACACUUAUGGUUAAUGUUUUAACAUAUUUGGUACACUGUAUAUAUUUCUGUGAAUGUCUGCUGAAAUCUAAUUUAAAUGCCUCAUGUGUACCAUUUUAGAGUGAGAAACAGAAUGAUUAUACGUAAGCUGUUAUCAAGAGCGGUUACAUCCUCUUCUAAAUGUAUUGCAUGCUGAACAAAUUUAAAUGAGGACAAGUAGUCAAAUCUAAAAGGAAGUAGUAGAGUUUACUGGAAAUAUGGUGUUAAUUUUAGAGACACAAGCCAUCUUUAUGAAAAAAAAGCCUGUUUCAAGUGUUUUCAAAGGGACUGGGUACUGUUUUAAUGGAAACUGAAGAGAUACUGGUGCAAACUGGUGAGUGCUGCUUUAGUAACUCAAACACUUUAUGUUUAAGCUGGUAUGAGGGAGCACAUAGGGGAAAACAUUUAUGAAAAUGGGUUUUGUGUGAUUUAAAUUGUACAAACAAAAUGGGAAUAAUUGCACUAUGUAACAAUCAGCACGCACACACACACACACACACACACACACACACUUCACUGACAAUAUUAAAUUACAGACGCUGACAACAUUCAGGUGUGAGGAAUGCUUUUAAUACUUUGUGUUUUAUGAGUGUUUGUGUUAUUAACUGAGUGUCUGCGUCUCAAAUGUGCUUUUCUGACAAGUCCAGAAUGUUUUGUUAUGUGCUUCAGAUGUUAGAGUAUCACAUUUCCACAAACAUACAUACAUUCAUUCUUAUUCUUAAAUUUCAUACCAUGAUUUUGCUUGAAAAGAUAAAGAUGCUGGCUGUCUUGAAUCUUAAUAAACUGUAUUGAUGUAUGUU